AUGUGGUCCAGCCUGAACAAAUGGUUCUGGUCGGAGAAACUCUGGCUUCGACCCAACGCCACAUGGGCUGUCCUGGAGAACCGUGACGGCCACGUGUAUCCUCAUCCCCCGGACCUGCUGGCUGCCUUGCCCAUGGCGCUUGCCCUGCUGGUCCUUCGCUUUGCUUUCGAGAGAUUCAUUGCUCUGCCCCUCAGCCAUUGGCUGGGGGUGAAGGAUCAGCUUCGGCGGCCAGUCAAGCCCAUUCCUGAGCUGGAGAGACUCUUCAUCACAGCUGGACAAGAACCCAAGGAGGCCCAGAUGGCGUUUCUGGCCUCGAAAUGUGGGCUGACACUGCAGCAGACUCGGCGCUGGUUCUUCAGACGCCGCAAUCAGGCCCGGACUCCAAUGAGCAAGAAGUUCUGUGAGGCCAGCUGGAAGUUCACCUACUACCUUUGCUGCUCCCUUAGUGGGUUUUCCAUCCUCUACCACGAAUCCUGGUUGUGGAGUCCAGUUAUGUGCUGGGACAAUUAUCCAAACCAGCCCUUGAAGUUUUCCCUGUACUGCUGGUAUCUCCUGGAGCUGAGUUUCUACAUUUCUCUUCUCAUCAUGCUGCCUUUCGACAUCAAGCGCAAGGACUUCAAGGAGCAGGUGGUCCACCACUUCAUCGCCAUCGUCCUGAUCUUCUUCUCCUACAGCUGCAACCUGCUGCGUAUUGGUUCUCUGGUGUUGCUCCUGCACGACCUUGCCGAUUUAGUUCUGGAGGUUGGUAAGAUGUUCAACUACACGCAGUAUCAGAAAGUGUGCAAAGUUCUCUUCUUUAUCUUCGCCUUAGUCUUCUUCUACACGCGCCUGGUCCUCUUCCCCACCCAGAUCCUGUACACCACCUACUACGACUCCAUAGAAGGCUCCAGCCCCUUCUUCGGCUACUACUUUCUUAACGGGCUUCUGAUGAUGCUUCAGCUCCUGCACUUCUUCUGGUUCUACCUCAUUCUGCGUAUGCUCUGCACCUUCACCUGGAAGGGGAAGAUGAAGGAUGUUCGGAGCGACGCGGAGGAGUCAAAUUCCAGCGACAGUGAGGUGGUCAAGAAAAAAUCCACCACUGCAGAAUGGGGUGGCUCACUGGUCAGGGUUGACCACCUUUGA
Messenger RNA from Suncus etruscus (white-toothed pygmy shrew), 1122 nucleotides. RefSeq names its product ceramide synthase 4-like. Gene Ontology annotation, biological process: ceramide biosynthetic process. Gene Ontology annotation, molecular function: DNA binding; sphingosine N-acyltransferase activity. NCBI's taxonomy places the organism in Eukaryota, Metazoa, Chordata, Mammalia, Eulipotyphla, Soricidae. The record is from RefSeq and is a predicted model, not a curated record. The coding region runs from base 1 to 1122 and encodes 373 amino acids. Gene Ontology annotation, cellular component: membrane. The transcript is spliced from 10 exons.